AUGCCCUCCAAAUUCGGAUUCGGUUCCCGCGGGAAUGCCGAUAUCGAGAAAGGCCCUCAGGUCGACAAUGCCUAUGAAAGCCAUAGCAACGAUACCACAUACGACAACGUGCACGACAACCGGGAUAAUGUCAGCGACGGUGCUGUUCCCGGCGAGAGCUUCGAGUAUGGUGACUCACUCUAUGCGCGGUUGCAGCGUCUUGCGGGCAAGUUGAAUGUUGAGCAGCGUGGUGUCGAGCGUGUGCCGGAAAAUGAACGGACGGAUACUUCCUACUUGAAUAUUGGUAGCAUGUGGUUUGCUGCCAACAUGGUCGUCAGUUCCUUCGCCAUUGGUGUCCUCGGACAUACCACUUUCUACCUGGGCUUCGUGGAUGCUAUCCUCGUGUGCCUGUUCUUUAACCUGCUCGGUGUCAUGUCCGUGUGCUUUUUCUCCUGCUUCGGACCCGCCUUUGGUUUGCGCCAGAUGGUUCUGUCCCGUUUCUGGUUCGGAUGGUGGCCUGUGAGAUUCAUCGCCAUCCUUAACGUUAUUGCCUGUGUCGGUUGGUCUGCUUCCAAUGCCAUUGUUGGCGCACAGCUUCUUAACGCUGUGAACGGAACUGUCCCCGGUUACGCUGGUAUCCUCAUCAUUACCUUCUGCACCCUGUUCAUCACCUUCGCCGGAUACAAGGUCGUCCACUACUACGAAUUCUACAGCUGGAUCCCGACCUGCAUUGUGUUCUUCAUCGUGCUGGGCUGCUUCGCCCACUCUGGCGACUUCCGCAACCUUCCCAUGGACAUCGGAACUUCUGAGUUGGGCGAUUGUUUGUCCUUCGGCUCGACCAUCUACGGUUUCGCAACAGGCUGGACCAGUUAUGCUGCCGACUACACUGUCUAUCAGCCCGCGGACCGCAGCCGCCGCAAGGUCUUCUUCUCCACCUGGCUCGGUCUGAUCAUUCCUCUCAUCUUCACCGAAUUCCUCGGUAUCGCCGUUAUCACCGCCAUCGAAAUCAACGGCCAAGACAACAAGUACAUGAGAGGUUGGCUUGCCUCCGGUAACGGUGGCUUGAUCGAUGCCGUCCUCGAGCCUCUCGGUGGAUUCGGCAAGUUCUGUCUCGUCAUCCUGGCUCUUUCCAUCAUCGCCAACAACUGCCCCAACAUCUACUCCGUCUCUUUGACCCUCCAGGUGCUUCACCGCUACACCCAGAGAGUUCCCCGCUUUGUCUGGACCUUCCUCGCAUCGUGUGUCUCGCUCGCCAUUGCCAUUCCCGGUUACUCCCACUUCCAGACUGUCCUGGAGAACUUCAUGAACUUCAUCGCCUACUGGUUAGCUAUCUACACCGGUAUCAGUGUCGCCGACCACUUCGUCUUCAAGCGCGGUUUUGGUGGUUACACCCCGGAGAACUAUGACAAGCCCCACAAGCUUCCCUACGGUAUCGCCGCCACUAUUGCCUUCUGCUUCGGUGUUGCCGGUAUGAUUACUGGUAUGAGUCAGUCUUGGUGGGUCGGCCCCAUUGCCAAACACGCUGGCGCUUUGCCUUUCGGUGGUGACGUUGGUUUCGAGCUGGGCUUUGCCUUCUCGUUCACUAUCUACUGCCUGCUGCGCCCUCUUGAGAUUCGUUAUUUCGGUCGGUAG
Molecule: messenger RNA, 1611 nt
Organism: Penicillium longicatenatum
Lineage: Eukaryota; Fungi; Ascomycota; Eurotiomycetes; Eurotiales; Aspergillaceae
Product: cytosine permease
Exons: 3
Coding region: 1-1611 (536 amino acids)
Biological process (GO): transmembrane transport
Cellular component (GO): plasma membrane; fungal-type vacuole membrane
Molecular function (GO): transmembrane transporter activity
Source: RefSeq, a predicted model, not a curated record